Orbilia oligospora ATCC 24927 is the source of this 1338-nucleotide messenger RNA. RefSeq lists its product as uncharacterized. Bases 1 to 1338 code for a protein of 445 amino acids. NCBI's taxonomy places the organism in Eukaryota, Fungi, Ascomycota, Orbiliomycetes, Orbiliales, Orbiliaceae. The transcript is spliced from 6 exons. The record is from RefSeq and is a predicted model, not a curated record.
AUGUCGUCAAGUUCCGAAAAGGGAGAUUUUAUCUCAAUCGUGGAGAGAGAUCAGUCAGGCAUCAUUACAGCUGAGUAUCGACAACAGGGGAACCAGAAUAUCGUGCAGGUCCACCAGGUAGUUCAAAGCAAUUCACUCCAGCCGCAAGCCAUUAGCCAUAUUCAGAAUAUCAUCAACAUAUUUCUCCCAGCCGGGUAUCCUAAAAGUGUUACAGAUGAUUAUCUAGACGGGGACCUAGCCGUUGGAUUCGAGGAUUCUAAUGCAUCCACCACCGCGGCCGUCUUGCUAAAGAUUGUUCAAGACUCGAUCGGCAGAGUCGCUACCAUCCUAUUCGCCCACCGACUAGGUAGCUCGCUCGAGCCGGAAUGCAAACGUUUCCGAUUCGCGGCUGAUAUAUUCAAUGACUCGGCGUUGAUCGUGGAUUGCUUGUCCCCGGUGUUCCCUAAACCCUUGAGGGUCGUGCUCUUGAGCACUGCGGGGACGCUAAGAGCCUUGUGUGGCGUUGCUGGCGGAGGGUCCAAAGCUCAGUUGAGUGUGCAUUUUUCAAAAUGGGGUAAUGUUGCCGAGUUGAACGCAAAAGAUUCAAGUCAGGAAACAGUUAUCAGCUUGAUGGGAAUGUUGAUGAGAGCUGACCAAACACUCCGGGUCAAGGCGGGAAGUUUGGUCAUCUCGUCGGUCACAUCUAAAACGGCUACAUGGGCGUCAAUGCUAUUUCUGAUAGCUGUUCACCUCUGGACCAACUACCGAGCUGUGAAGGCGGUGACCAUGGUGACGCUAAACCGGCAAAGGGCAAAUUCCGUUAUGUCAACGUUUGCUGAAACUGGUGUCAUGUUGACGCCGAAAGAUGUGGCAAGACAAGAGCGCAUCUUUGAGCGAGAUGGCGUCCUCAGGUGGUGCGACGGGGCUGUUGUCGGCUGGGGGGUCAUAGGGACAAAGUUGUCGUCUAUAGUUGCCCGGAAGUCGGCUUCUGGGAGCUUGUCGCUGGCGGAGGUCGCAAAAGCUUGCCCAACGGAGCAGUAUAUGCUUUGGUUUGGGGAUAAGCUUCGAGACAUACGCGUAUGUAUAUGCCUCGAAAAUGGCUGUACACCCGCCGGACAGUUUAGGGCUUGGAUGCACGGUCUCCUAUCGGCAAAGCUACUAUCCGACAGGCGAUCACAGGCGGUUACGGAGUCGGACGCUUUACGGGCUCUCGUCGAUGCGAAACGCCAGCUUGAUGGGAUAUUUGAAGAGUUUCUUGAGAAAGCUGCCGAGGCUGGUUGGGAUACUGGGGAUCCACAGCUCGAGACCUCAAGUUCAUACAGAUAUGAACGCACAAAGCUGCAGCAGAAAGAUUUAUAA